ACCAGAUGUGCAAUACAAGUGCUAAAAUUGUGUAAAAUCCAAGUCAAGCCGCCAACUAAACAAUUAUAAUAAAGGCAGUAAAAAUAAAAACACGUUCUUAAACACAACAGCAUUAAAUCAGCAGCAGCAGCAACAAAAACAACAACCCACACAACAACGAAGAGUGAACGGCCUCAAAGUCAACAACAGCUGCUUACAGUUCGACAGUCACUGGGCGUCAGCGAUCCCCCGCGACGCUCUGCUUCUUACUCUUCCACGGGAUUCCAUGCAUGAGGCCCUUCUCGCCAUCUCGUUCCCACUGAAAGUACCGUUCCACGGCGUCCACCGGUGGCGGUGGCCCACAAUCGACAACUGCCGGUCCAUCCGCUGGUAAUGUGGCAAAUGCCACCACAGCCCUAGCCGGUGGUAAGAGCUCAAGCAAUAACAUGUAUUCCACCCGCCAAUCUGUAAGCACCACAACCGGUGUACUUAUGGUCGGACCAAAUUUUCGUGUCGGUAAAAAAAUUGGCUGUGGUAAUUUUGGCGAAUUGCGUUUAGGCAAAAAUCUUUACAACAAUGAACAUGUAGCAAUAAAAAUGGAGCCUAUGAAGUCAAAGGCUCCGCAACUACACUUAGAGUAUAGGUUUUAUAAACUAUUAGGAUCACAUGCCGAUAACGCCCCAGAUGGCAUACCACGCAUUUAUCAUUUGGGCACUUGCGGUGGUCGUUACAAUGCCAUGGUUUUAGAGUUAUUGGGAUUAUCAUUAGAAGAUCUCUUCAAUAUUUGCGCCCGUAAAUUUUCACUUAAGACUGUAUUGAUGAUAGCGAAACAACUUCUCCACCGGAUCGAAUAUGUUCAUAGUCGGCACUUAAUAUAUAGGGAUGUGAAACCUGAGAACUUUCUCAUUGGCAGAACGUCAACAAAACGUGAAAAAAUUAUACAUAUAAUUGAUUUCGGUUUGGCCAAAGAAUACAUUGAUUUAGAUACAAAUAGGCAUAUACCAUAUCGGGAGCAUAAGUCCCUAACUGGAACGGCACGUUAUAUGUCAAUCAACACGCACAUGGGGCGUGAGCAGUCGCGACGCGAUGAUCUGGAGGCAUUGGGACAUAUGUUUAUGUAUUUCUUAAGGGGUUCACUGCCGUGGCAAGGCCUAAAGGCUGAUACACUCAAGGAGAGAUAUCAAAAAAUCGGUGAUACGAAACGAGCAACGCCCAUCGAGGUGCUUUGUGAUGGACAUCCGGAAGAGUUUGCGACAUAUUUGCGUUAUGUACGGCGGCUAGAUUUUUUCGAAACUCCCGACUAUGAUUUUCUGCGAAGACUGUUUCAAGACUUAUUCGAUCGUAAGGGAUACACCGACGAGGGCGAGUUCGACUGGACAGGGAAGACAAUGUCAACGCCCGUCGGAUCUCUGCAAACUGGCCAUGAAGUCAUCAUUUCACCAAAUAAAGAUCGUCAUAAUGUUACGGCUAAGACAAAUGCCAAAGGAGGUGUUGCUGCGUGGCCUGAUGUGCCAAAGCCGGGGGCAACACUGGGCAAUCUAACGCCGGCCGAUCGGCAUGGUUCAGUACAGGUUGUGAGUUCGACGAAUGGCGAACUAAAUCCGGACGAUCCCACGGCCGGACACUCAAACACGCCCAUCACACAGCAGCCGGAAGUCGAAGUGGUCGAUGAAACAAAUGGUUCCUUAUAUUCCAGAUGUUGUUGUUUCUUUAAACGAAAGAAGAAGAAAUCGACACGCCAAAAAUGACUAGACGGUGUUCAAUGUAGUCCAGAACGCGAGGCAGUCACCCUGCUGCGUGCCACUUCACAUUCAAACUCACGGGAUAGCGUAUUGAAUAAUCCGAGUCAGGAUUAUAUCCAGCAGGCAACGUCGCAGCAUACGUUGCGUUAUCCUCCAUCCGCGUCGAUGUUGACGCCAACACCAACUACAAACACACCGACACUUCCGUUGUAAUUUAUAUAAAUAUAAAGCCAGAUGCAAAAUGCAGAAAGCAACAAAAAAAAAUAUUAAACGAAACCCAACAAAACAAAAAUAAAAACAAAACAAAUGAACCCCGUACACAUUAAAUACACUAAAAAACA
Molecule: messenger RNA, 2062 nt
Organism: Drosophila teissieri
Lineage: Eukaryota; Metazoa; Arthropoda; Insecta; Diptera; Drosophilidae
Gene: gish
Product: casein kinase I
Exons: 11
Coding region: 426-1727 (433 amino acids)
Biological process (GO): positive regulation of canonical Wnt signaling pathway; endocytosis; peptidyl-serine phosphorylation
Cellular component (GO): nucleus; plasma membrane; cytoplasm
Molecular function (GO): protein serine/threonine kinase activity; ATP binding
Source: RefSeq, a predicted model, not a curated record